Molecule: messenger RNA, 1133 nt
Organism: Osmia bicornis bicornis
Lineage: Eukaryota; Metazoa; Arthropoda; Insecta; Hymenoptera; Megachilidae
Gene: RabX6
Product: ras-related protein rab-6.2
Exons: 3
Coding region: 259-882 (207 amino acids)
Molecular function (GO): GTPase activity; GTP binding
Source: RefSeq, a predicted model, not a curated record
UGUUGAUUAGUUGAUUGCAGAUUCUGUUGCACCUCAUCGAUGUGCUUAGGGGUUCUAUAGUAGUAGUAUUUUAUGGUCCGUCACCAGUGUUAUAUUUCUAUUAUCACGACUGUCAUCGUCCUGUUAGUAGUGUUUAGGGAAACAACCAUUAAAUGCAAUGCAUAGUUGCAUGAAAUGCACGCAAUUACAAUGAUUUGCUGUUACUGAUGUUGCUAGUAUUAGAUUUCCUUGUAACCGGCGAAGUGACACAAGCCGAACAUGGCCACUGUUAAAGUAACCGAGCAAAAAGUUAUUCUGUGCGGGGAAUACGGUGUUGGAAAAACGUCUAUAUUUAGGCGUUUCGCGAACAAUACUUUUGUAACAAGUAACGAUCGUAAAUCAACACUUGGCCUCGAUAAUAUCGACAAAGAAUAUGUUGUCGAAGACAGACGAAUACGACUGCAAUUAUGGGACACGGGUGGUAUGGAAAGAGUAGCAUCAGUAACAUCAAGCUACUACAAAUUUGCAGAAGCUGCUAUUUUAGUUUUUGCAUUAGACAAUUCAAGUUCUUUUCACCUUUUAUCUCAGCAUUUGCUUGACAUUGUUACAUAUGCUGAGAAUGCAAAGAUAUUCCUUUGUGGAAAUAAAAGUGACUUGGAAAGCACAGCCCCACAAGUUACCGAUGCAGAAAUGGAGCAGUUCUGUGAACAAUGUCAUAAUUUAAUAUCUGGUAUAUACAAAACAUCAUGUAAAACUGGGGAAGGAAUACAUGAAAUGUUUGAAGAUAUAGCACAACAUCUGGUUGAAGCUAACAGGUCACGUAUGGAAUUACACGAAAUGGAUAAAGAUAGGUUUAAAAUUUCGUAUAUUGAUGAAGCCACUGAUCCAUCAUGUUUGUGCUAAAUAUUGAACAUUAGCAAGUGUGAAUGAAGUAACUUUUUUAUAACUUGGAAAAGCUCAACACACAGCAAUAAAGUGUGAAGAGUAAAGGUAUCUUUUUAUAUGAAAUACUAAUCAUAAGAAACUUUCCUAUGAGGGAAAAUACUGUGAGGAGAAAAGAGGGAAUAUUAAUGUGAAAUUUAUAUACAAUUAUAAUCGAACUUAAAAUUUCCCGAAAGUAAAGAAUUUCAAAUAAAAAUUUAUUACAUACUGAA